Molecule: messenger RNA, 252 nt
Organism: Mesorhabditis spiculigera
Lineage: Eukaryota; Metazoa; Nematoda; Chromadorea; Rhabditida; Rhabditidae
Source: the annotation of a GenBank genome assembly
AUGAAAGUGCUGAUCUUUGCCGCAUUGUUCGCCGUUGCCGUGGUUGCUGAUCAGUGCUCCCAAGACUGCCAACACAAUGAGGAUUGCCCGAUUCUCCAGUACUGCUCCGGGGUCAAAUGUCGCACUUGCGAGAAGCUUCUGAAAGACAAUCGCUGCGGAAAAGACACGGACUGUGGCGUGAAAAAAGUUUGCGUCAACGGACCGUACAAGGAGGAGCAGAAGAAAUAUGGACUUGGUGUUUGUGUGCCGAAA